Messenger RNA from Larimichthys crocea (large yellow croaker), 5004 nucleotides. Its product is annotated as proto-oncogene tyrosine-protein kinase Src. Lineage: Eukaryota; Metazoa; Chordata; Actinopteri; Sciaenidae. The coding region runs from base 520 to 2172 and encodes 550 amino acids. The record is from RefSeq and is a predicted model, not a curated record. The transcript has 13 exons. Gene Ontology annotation, biological process: protein phosphorylation. Gene Ontology annotation, molecular function: protein tyrosine kinase activity; protein binding; ATP binding.
GACCUACGCAACACGACGUGAAUCCACUCGCCGCUGCGUAAAACGCGUAAAAUUCAGACUCAUCAUAUUUGCGCUCUCGUGUUUCGUCAGUGAUGUGAUGCACUAUCCCGUGCCUCCCCUCCCCUACCCACCCCCUACGAGGCAUGUCUUCUCCACACCACUCCUGCUUCCUCGCAUGAAUUUUCCGCGCCGUCGACUCUUCUCCUCCCAGCUGAACAGGCUCCUUCUACUUCUCCGUAGGUUUUUUUUUUUUUUAUUUGGUGUUCGUCCUGCCCACCGCAGCCGCUCGGCAGCUGUGCCCUCUGCUCCUGAAGGCAGUCCCCGUCAUGACCUCCCCUUUCUGCGAUUCUGCCGAAAUUCGCUAAAUGGGCUUCGUGGCUGGUCCGAGGUUUCCACAGCAACUGGCCACCAGCUUUCAUUAUUUCUCUAAUGAGGACAGCCAUAAGGAUUUAACACGGUUCCUCUGUGUGCGUCUCUGAUUUUUGGGGCUGAAUCUCCAGACGCGUUAAAGGUCUGCACAUGGGGGCCGGCAAGAGCAAGCCCAAGGAGCCGGGUGCGCGAUCCAUGAGCCUGGACGGCACCAUCGGCACAGGCUCAGACAGCGGGCACUUUCAUCACCUGAACCCCGCCCAACAGACCCAAACCCCCAACAGGAGCCCUGCGGUCGGGACAGGCAGGCGGGGACAUCAAGGGCAGCACCAACACGCCCCGACAAACACUCCUGAGCUGGUUCUCUUUGGAGGGGUGGACCACACCGGCACCAUCACCUCGCCUCAGAGAGGACCUCUGUCAGGAGGUGUCACUACAUUUGUGGCGCUGUAUGACUAUGAGUCACGGACAGCGUCUGAUCUGACCUUUAGGAAAGGCGACAGGCUGCAGAUUGUCAACAACACGAAAAAGUACAGCUUCAGAGAAGGGGACUGGUGGCUCGCUCGCUCCCUGACAACCGGAGAGAGUGGUUAUAUCCCCAGCAACUAUGUGGCCCCAUCCGAUUCCAUCCAAGCAGAAGAGUGGUAUUUUGGGAAGAUCACUCGGCGUGACUCAGAGAGGGUCCUUUUGAACUUACAGAACAGACGAGGAACCUUCUUGGUGAGGGAGAGUGAGACCACUAAAGGGGCAUAUUGCCUGUCAGUGCUGGAUUAUGAUAACACCAAAGGCCUGAAUGUUAAGCAUUACAAGAUCAGGAAGCUGGACAGCGGAGGUUUUUAUAUAACUUCUCGCACCCAGUUCACCAGCCUACAGCAGUUAGUCUUCCACUACCGCAAGCACUCCGAUGGGCUGUGUCACGCUCUUACAGAAGUGUGUCCUGUGGCCAAACCUCAGACCCAGGGACUGGCCAGGGAUGCCUGGGAGAUUCCCAGAGAGUCCCUCCGCCUCGACCUUAAACUGGGACAGGGCUGCUUUGGAGAGGUCUGGAUGGGUACAUGGAAUGGUACGACACGGGUAGCCAUUAAAACCCUCAAGCCAGGCACCAUGUCUCCAGAGGCCUUUCUGCAGGAAGCACAGGUCAUGAAGAAGCUGAGGCACGAGAAGCUUGUACAGCUGUAUGCUGUUGUAUCCGAAGAACCUAUAUACAUUGUGACAGAGUAUAUGAGUGAAGGUAGCUUACUGGACUUCCUUAAAGGAGAUGCAGGAAAGAUGCUCCGUCUGCCUCAGCUGGUAGACAUGGCCGCUCAGAUUGCAGCAGGCAUGGCCUACGUGGAGAGGAUGAACUACGUCCACAGAGACUUGCGUGCUGCCAACAUCCUGGUGGGAGACAGCCUGGUGUGUAAAGUGGCCGACUUCGGCCUGGCAAGACUCAUCGAAGACAAUGAGUACACUGCAAGGCAGGGAGCCAAGUUCCCAAUCAAAUGGACAGCACCGGAAGCAGCUCUGUACGGUCGUUUCACCAUCAAAUCUGAUGUCUGGUCUUUUGGUGUGCUGCUCACAGAGCUGGCAACUAAAGGCAGAGUCCCCUAUCCAGGUAUGGUUAACCGCGAGGUGCUCGACCAGGUGGAGCGCGGCUACAGGAUGCCCUGCCCGGCAGAUUGUCCCAGCUCCUUGCAUGAGCUCAUGCUUUCCUGCUGGAGGAAGGACCCAGAAGAGAGGCCUACUUUUGAGUACCUGCAGGGCUUCCUAGAGGACUACUUCACCUCCACAGAACCCCAGUAUCAGCCUGGGGAAAACCUAUAGAACCACACACUGAACCGAAACUAGGGGGAGAACCUCAACACAGAACGAUCUGCACUAACCGACCUCAGAGGAGCACCCGUGGAAGGAACUGAGCCUGUGAAAUUCACCUGGGAGGAACUUGACAUUCAAAGCAAAACCGAGACAGAAACCUGCAGAAGUCCCAUCGUGCGCUUCAGAAGAACCCAGAGAACCUCCUUUCUGCAAGCACUCACUGUUUACCGAAGGUUUUCCUGCAGAAGCGAGGUUCAAGGCUGUGAAGGAGAACUCCUGCUGGACUGUGGUUCUGAUUUGAUCGAGGGACUACACUCGCGGUUAAAUGUUCUUUGAGAGGUGCGACUGAUGUGGGAGGAACCGAAUCAGAAUCUACGGACGGAGCGUGAGGGAAAAGAACAGGCAUCCUGUCGAAGAGAGAAGGUCAUGGGAGGAUAUUUCAAUCAGACAUGAGCUGUUUAACCUCCCUCUUUCCCUCUUCUAUUGUGUCUUUACCCUCGUCUGGUACCCUUUUCCGCCCACAGAAGAGCACUGCCACUGUGGCUCAGGUGCCAAAGCAAAGUCUGUCUCUCUUCUUCACGUCCUUUUAUGUCCCUUCCUCCUCUCUUCCUCUAUUUCUGUCUGACUUUCAGUAUCUCUCUCCAGUUUUCUCAAGUGCUGCUUCUUCAAAGUGUCUCCAAAUAACUCAGCUCUGGAACUCUACUUUGCAUCUUUAUUUAUGUUUACUUGGACAAUAUGAGUCCCGUGGUUUCAAGUUUUGUUCAGUGGAGGUUUCUGAUUAUUCUUUAUUUUUUUCUGUGACUAUCGAUGCGCACGGUUGUUAGAACCACUAUCAUGGUAGUGCCAGGGUAAAAGUACUCAACAGGCAGAUUAUGUAACACUGAAAAUUAGGUAAAUUAAAUUUGAAGCCUUUCAUUCUUGUUUAAUCCCUCAAGUUGUAUUUCUUCACAUAUGCAUACACAUGACGGCCAUUGCGGCCAGCUGGGGUCCAACCUCGCUGAUUAAAAAUGAUUUUGAUGCAGGUAGCGUUUAUAUGCUUUGUUGUUUUGACCUUGAUUUUAACUGGAAAGUUGCAUUGAAAAUAAUCAGCACAGUUAUUGUGGCACUAAAGUGCAGUUAUCAGCUCAUUUCCUCUGAGGACUAAAAUCAUCAAACAUUUAUGUGACCUACUAAGAGGCUGAUAUGGCUACCAAACCAAUCAUAUUACUGGUUAACAUUCAACUCGGCUUAAGAUGUGAAGACCCUGAGUGAGAAAGCCUACCUUGUUGUGUGCCAAACAAAUCACAUUUAUUUACUGCUGUCCAUGUAUAUAAUGUUUUACUACCAAGGGGCUUACUUCCAAGGGUUUUGUUUAGUUUUUAAACAGGCAAAAUUUACAAUAAAACUCUGCACCAUUUCCCCUGGAAACAUCACAGAUAAACCUGUCACAGUUUGCUGAAGGAUUUAAAAGGUUUUCUGUUCACUUCACAGCUGUUGUGUCCAUAAAAAUAUGCAACCAGGCGGCCCUAAUGAAACUGUAAAACUUUGAUCAGGUAACCCUAAUAAAACUGUGUUUAUGACUUUACUAUAGGAGUUGAUUUAAAAAAAAAAAACAGUUAGCAUGCUUUUGUGCCGUUCUUCUCUUGACCAUUGGCUGGGUUUGUAUUUAUGCUGUACUGUACAUCAACACAUGUAUGUUUACUUUACUCAAGGUCCAGGUGAAGCGAGGGGGGAUCAUAAACAGACUUAUGAACAUUUGUGCCAUCAACCUAUAAUUAUUAUUAUUUUUAAAAUAUCUUAUCCACUGCUGCCAGUCCUCACUGUCAUACUGUACAUACUGUAGCUCUCUAGAGUUUGUAUCAUGUAAGCCACUUUUCAAAUGGCAGGUAUUUAUGUUGGGUGUCACACAUUUCACAGUGGUUUAGUUUAUGACGUAGUCGAUGCAGCAACAGUAGAUAUAAAGUUAUAGAUUGUUGCCAACAAAUACAGUGAAACCAGUUAUUAAAAUAUGAGCCAUGCAGCCAUAAGAGAGAUGGUCCAUGCCCACUAACACCAUGAAGUUGUUAUCCAGUGAUGAUUAAUCCAGAUGGCUGAUUUAAUAGAUGUGGAUGCUUCUAAAACGACAAUGAAAAUGGAGAUUGGGUUGUGAUAUGAUAAGAAAAAUGAGGUCAAAGAUGUAAAUAGUAAUCUUAAACAAAUGACUGUGACUAUCAUGUAAUUUGUUUUUGUGUAGUUUUUCUUUAAUUGCUCCUCCAUGUUGAGGUUUUUACAGUGACGCACGCCUGCUCCCAAACUGUUUUAAUAAUAAGAUGCUACUGUAAAUGGGGCUUAAGGAAUGUUUUCUUUUUUAAAUAUUGGACUAAAUAUGAAAUCAUAUCUGCAAAAGACAAUUUUCAAAUUUGGCUUGACAUUAUAUAUAUAGACAUAUAUAUAUUUCCGAGAACAUUUUAUCAGUGCUUUCCUCUUUUAGACUGGGAAAUACCCUGUUUGUUCCACACACUGAAACCGUCUGUCAGCCACUGGGACAAUGUGGAAGUUAAUGGGCUCAUGACAAGUAUGAGUAAUGCCAAGGUCUGAUUGGGUUUUCUGUUCCAUAUUAAAGAAAUGUCUGGGUUAUUUUUUAUGUUUUAUUUUUUAUAAAUCUAUGCAGUUUCGGUCUGGCAUUCCUGCAACUUCAUGGCCAUUUUGUUCUCAAAGACAAAAUCAAUAAUCACAAACAGAAGGUGUGAGCAUUUUGUAAGGACUUCUUCUUUUCUUUUCUUUUUGAAUUAUUAUUUUGUUUCCGAUGUAACAGCAUUGAAAUGGGUAUCGUGCCACUUUAUGUUGAUCUUUAAAUGUGCAAUAAAUUAUAUUUCAAAUGUG